GCGAGCGGCGAGCCAAUGGGGGGGCCGGGGGGGCGGGGCGCGCCGCUGGCUGAUUGAUCCCAGCUUUGGCGUUGUUCAGUCAGAGCGAGAACAUUCUAGAGAUUGUCCGGCACUGCUGUCCCUGCUGAUAACGCCCGCCUCAGGACGCCCGGACCCGGAGGCUGCGGCGUCCGCCUCCGCCUCCUCCGCCUCCGGCUGGAUAUAAGCGCCCCCACGGCCUCGUUCUCCUCGCACACUCGGCUUCGUCGCAGCCCGGGGCGAGCAGCGUUGGGUUUAUGUCUUUAUUGGACGAAAACGGCUUUCUACAGUGAAGCAACUUAUGUCAGACUUUAUCAGGCUUAUUGUUAAGUCAAAACUCAACAGAAGCUGCUAUGAGAAUCCAUAAGUGAGAGGGAGAAUUACCUAAUUUUCAACUCUUUUCUACUACGAUCCAAAAAAACUGAGCUGUUGCGCAGCCACUGGUACCUGUAUUGGGGAAACAUAGCAUACAAGCAAGAACCUUACAGCCUCAGUGGCGAAAAUUUUUUCAUGUCAGAGACCGAGAACUCUUGCAGUCGUUUAUGUCAUCCCGUCUUCUCCAGACAGAAGAUACCAAAAAACUGCAAUCAAAGAUCUCUUCAUCUUAUUGAUAAAGCUACUAAUAAGGCAAAAUGUCUGUCAACGUCAACCGCAGUGUUUCAGAUCAGUUCUAUCGCUACAAAAUGCCCCGUCUGAUUGCCAAGGUUGAGGGCAAAGGAAAUGGAAUAAAGACGGUUAUAGUCAACAUGGUUGACGUUGCUAAGGCGCUUAAUCGGCCUCCAACGUAUCCUACCAAAUUUUUUGGUUGUGAGCUGGGAGCACAGACCCAGUUUGAUGUUAAGAAUGACCGUUACAUUGUCAAUGGAUCUCAUGAGGCGAAUAAGUUGCAAGACAUGUUGGAUGGAUUCAUUAAAAAAUUUGUUCUCUGUCCUGAGUGUGAGAAUCCUGAAACUGAUCUGCAUGUCAAUCCUAAGAAACAAACUAUAGGUAACUCUUGCAAAGCCUGUGGCUAUCGAGGCAUGCUUGACACAAACCAUAAACUCUGCACGUUCAUUCUCAAAAACCCACCUGAAAGUGGCGACACUAGUACAGGGAAGAAAGAAAAGGAGAAGAAGAAUAGAAAAGGCAAGGACAAAGAGAAUGGUUCUGUGUCCAGCAAUGAGACACCUCCACCCCCACCACCAGAGGAGAUUACUCCUCCACAGGUUGUGGAGGAGGAAGAUGAUGAUGAUUGGGGUGAAGACACAACAGAAGAAGCCCAGAGGCGUAGAAUGGAUGAAAUCAGUGACCAUGCAAAGAACCUUACACUUAGUGAAGACCUGGAAAGAACAGUGGAGGAGAGAGUCAACAUACUGUUUGAUUUUGUGAAGAAAAAGAAGGAAGAAGGUGUCAUUGAUUCUUCUGACAAAGACAUUGUAGCAGAAGCAGAGAGACUGGAUGUGAAGGCCAUGGGCCCUCUAGUUCUCACUGAAGUCCUUUUCGACGAAAAAAUUCGUGAACAGAUAAGGAAAUACAGACGUCACUUCCUUCGUUUCUGCCACAAUAACAAGAAAGCUCAGAGGUACCUUCUCCAUGGCUUUGAGUGUGUGGUAGCCAUGCAUCAGUCUCAGCUUAUUUCUAAAAUACCACAUAUUUUGAAGGAAAUGUAUGAUGCAGAUCUUCUGGAAGAAGAAGUCAUCCUUGGCUGGGCAGAAAAGGCCUCAAAGAAAUAUGUUUCAAAGGAGCUUGCCAAAGAAAUCCGUGUCAAAGCAGAACCAUUUAUUAAAUGGCUAAAGGAAGCUGAAGAAGAAUCUUCCGGUAAUGAAGAAGAGGAUGAAGAUGAAAACAUAGAGGUGGUGUACUCUACAACUGCCAGUGUCCCUAAAGUUGAAACUGUGAAGCCUGCAAACAGUAAAGAUGAUGACAUUGAUAUUGAUGCCAUUUAAAGUGAUGCAACGUAGCUUCCACCAUAAUCAAACUUCUCUGCGUUUUCUGCCAGAAGUGUGACUUGUAUGUGCGCAAGCUGAAAUGGCUUAACAUCCUGCUACUCUUUGUACUCUAAAAUGUAUCUUUUUACUGUGACUGGUCUUGUGUAACUAAGCCUAAUACCAAGGAGUCAGCACAUCGGUGAACGGCUCUAGUUUGCAAAUGGCAUGUUCUAUUUUGUUUUUCUAACUUGUGUUGGACACAUACUUGGAGCACAUUUAUACAGUUGUGGAAAUAAAGGAUUUGGUUUUGGUCAAUCUUCA
This is a messenger RNA of Cygnus olor (mute swan), 2246 nucleotides long. RefSeq names its product eukaryotic translation initiation factor 5 (gene EIF5). Gene Ontology annotation, biological process: formation of cytoplasmic translation initiation complex; translational initiation; formation of translation preinitiation complex. The coding region runs from base 651 to 1943 and encodes 430 amino acids. Lineage: Eukaryota; Metazoa; Chordata; Aves; Anseriformes; Anatidae. Gene Ontology annotation, molecular function: translation initiation factor activity; eukaryotic initiation factor eIF2 binding; GDP-dissociation inhibitor activity. The transcript has 13 exons. Gene Ontology annotation, cellular component: cytosol. The record is from RefSeq and is a predicted model, not a curated record.